Messenger RNA from Morus notabilis, 1027 nucleotides. Its product is annotated as peptidyl-prolyl cis-trans isomerase FKBP16-4, chloroplastic. The transcript has 10 exons. Bases 154 to 858 code for a protein of 234 amino acids. Gene Ontology annotation, molecular function: peptidyl-prolyl cis-trans isomerase activity. Lineage: Eukaryota; Viridiplantae; Streptophyta; Magnoliopsida; Rosales; Moraceae. The record is from RefSeq and is a predicted model, not a curated record.
GAUGAAAUUGAGAAUGCUAUCCUCUCUCUCUCUCUCUCUCUCUCUCUCUCUCUCUCUCUCAACCAACACAAAACGGCACAUAACCAACAAAUCUCAUCCUGGUCUUUAAUAACCAAUAGCUCUAAAAUCUAACCAGUUAGUUAACGUUAAAACAUGGGACACUUGCUUCUUCCAUGCUACUUUCACAGCCCAAAUCUUCUGCAUAAGCCGCUUAUCUCCAUCCCCAUUACAAGAAAAAUACCGUCCAAGAGGAAUAAUUUACAUGUGGUUCAAUGUCAAUGCUCAUUUUCUUCCUCAGAUGAUUCUUCGAAAGCUACCAACCAAUCUUCACAAUGUCAAGCAAGGAGGGCCUUGGUUGGCUCUCUCAUGAUUUUAGCUGCUGGGAUGUAUCUUUGUGAUGUGGCUGAGGCUGUUAGCACAAGUAGAAGAGCACUGAGAGGAUCAAAAAUACCUGAAAGCGAAUAUACAACACUCCCAAAUGGUUUGAAGUACUAUGAUUUGAAGGUUGGGAGUGGAGUUCAGGCAAAGAAAGGAUCCCGGGUUGCAGUUCACUAUGUUGCUAAAUGGAGGGGCAUCACUUUUAUGACAAGCAGACAAGGCCUUGGUGUUGGUGGAGGAACGCCAUAUGGAUUUGAUGUUGGCCAAUCUGAGAGAGGUUCAGUCCUUAAGGGAUUAGAUCUCGGUGUAGAAGGCAUGCGGGUAGGAGGCCAGAGAUUGUUAAUUGUACCUCCGGAACUAGCUUAUGGAAAGAAAGGAGUCCAGGAAAUUCCUCCAAAUGCCACAAUAGAGUUGGAUGUUGAACUGUUAUCCAUCAAGCAGAGUCCAUUUGGAACUCCUGUGAAAAUUGUUGAAGGCUAAGGGAAAUCAUUUUCUUCUUGUUGCUCAUCAUUUUAUAUUUGUUACUGUAAACAAAAAUCAGAAGUUCUCCUUUGGUGGCAAAAGGGUUUCCUUCUUUUCUUCAAUUUAUUGUAAAUAAACUUCCCCAUUCGUUCCUGGGCUGGAAAAAAGUUUGCCUGAAUAACAUGAU